CCACAUCCUAUUCUCCGUUUUCGAGGAUAAUAUCUCAGACAACGUUACCUGGGGCAGCUUGCGAUGACAGACCUGGCGCCACCUACUUUCCUCGCGCAUCUGAAGUCCUUGUAUCCAUCUAGCAAGGCGGCCCUCUCCUCGUCUGCUGAUGUCUUCAAGAAUCCAUGGUACAUUGUGGCGUCAUGCUCGUUCAGCACCGCUAAUAGGCCCGAGACCAUUCCCCUGAUAUUCAAGCAUGUCUUCUCUGAGCUUGAGAAGGCUCAGGCAGACUUCGGUGUGUCAAAGGAGCAAGCACAUAAUGAGAAACUGUUACUAGCCCGUAAGAUGAGGGAUUGCUUGUUUAAAUCUGGUAUGGUGGCUGGAUAUUCCAAGGCUAUCAAUGCACUGGUAUCUCUUUCUGAGGUCACGCCCGAUGAGCUUCGGGACACGAAACCUCUAAGAGAUGCCCAGCCGAUGCAGGUGUAUGAGGAACGAGGAAAGGCCUUUUUCAAGUCCUUGUACGGAGAAACAGGCGAUAAUGUGCAGGGUCUUCUUGACAAGAUCUCUCCAGACAUGGGCAUGUUCAGCCAGAACGUUGCUUACGGCCAUGUGUACGGUUUCCUCGAGGUGACCGACCAACUGGAGACUGCGUACACGCUGGUAGGUACACUCAUCGCUGGUGACACACCUCGUCAGAUAAACUGGCACUUGGACAACGCGCGCCGAAGUGGUGCCUCAUUGGAGGACGCGAAGGCCGUCCGGAGGAUUGCCAUGGAGGUUUCAGAGGCUGCAGGUGUAAAGUGGAGGGAUGGCGUACCGGAUGUAAAGGAAGGCUGAAAGUACUGAACUUCGAGCAAAGGGCGGUACUUUAGAUGACUGCAGUAGAAUCUAUUCGGAUAUUUGUAUGACCCAGAUGGCCUAGUACACAGUACGGGUGAGACAGCACCGAACUGAAGUCAUUGUACUCAAAUCUACAGUAUGCUUG
Molecule: messenger RNA, 964 nt
Organism: Stereum hirsutum FP-91666 SS1
Lineage: Eukaryota; Fungi; Basidiomycota; Agaricomycetes; Russulales; Stereaceae
Exons: 5
Coding region: 64-816 (250 amino acids)
Source: RefSeq, a predicted model, not a curated record